Molecule: messenger RNA, 342 nt
Organism: Schistosoma intercalatum
Lineage: Eukaryota; Metazoa; Platyhelminthes; Trematoda; Strigeidida; Schistosomatidae
Source: the annotation of a GenBank genome assembly
AUGUUUUCGAAUUAUCAUCAUUAUAAUCCUUAUUAUGAUUCAGGUACAAAUACAGUGAAUCAAAUAUGUCAAGGUGUACAUGAAGGCGGUAUAUUUUCAUUAAGUUUAACAAAUAAUGGAUGUCUUAUAUCUGGUGAUGGGAAAGAUCGUCGUUUAGUAUUCUUUGAUGCAACUCUUAAUCCAACUGGUCAUACUGAAGAAUUAGCUGAAUUAUAUGGUGCUGUAAGAACUAUUACACAAGGUCCUGGAGAAUUAUUAAUUAUUAGCACAACAAAGAAUAUGAUACUAGAGGCUGGUCCUGGUAUGGAAAUAUGUCCUUUAAUGUUUGGUCAUUGUGAAUAA